Messenger RNA from Tauraco erythrolophus (red-crested turaco), 2083 nucleotides. The record is from RefSeq and is a predicted model, not a curated record. Lineage: Eukaryota; Metazoa; Chordata; Aves; Musophagiformes; Musophagidae.
AUGUUCAGGCUUUGAAGAAUGCUUAUGAGUUGAUCAAAUCAGCCAGUCAAGGAAAAUCUGCACUUGCCUCAUCAGAUAGCUUCAGCACUGACUUAUAUGUUUUAUGUGCUGAACAAGCAUUUCAGCUGGGAUGUCUGGAAAUAAGCAGAGACUGUCUACAGAUGUAUUUUAAAGGAAGAUUUCCUGUCAACCAGUUUCUUGGCAGAGCAUAUUUGUGCCAAGGCCAGCUGCACACUCCACUCUCUACAGAUAAUUUGGAAGAGUUUGAAAAGUUUGUGCUGUUUUUUAUGAAGGCAAUAGAUUUUGCCGCCCAUGAUCAAAGAUAUUAUUUUUUGAUAUAUAAUGCCUCAGUUCUUUAUUGGCAACUUGUGAAGCCAUAUCUUAAGCCUGGAUUCCGCUAUUGUCUUAUUCCUAGUCUUUCUCAAAUUGUUAAAGUGUUAAACGAAACUGAAGACCAAGACAAGGAAUGGAGAGCAGAACUCAUGAUAAAUUUACUCGAGUGCUUCCUCGAUGCUUCAAAACUGAAAGAAGCAAAAGAGUUUUCAUCUACUGCAGCAAUCUUUAUUAAGGAAAAUGUUCCAGAUAAAUACUCUCAAAUAUUUUCUCUAAUGGUAUAUCACAAACUAAUGGAUACUUCUCAAGUAGGGAAGGAAAUACAAAAUUCCAUCCAUUUUUCAAUUGUUUAUAAAAUGCAGAUGUUAAAAUUGCAGUGGGACACAAAUGAAUUUCCACGUGAUGCCAUUGCAAAUCUGGAUUCUAUAUAUGUACUUUUGAAACAAGACGAUGUACCUCCAGCAUCUGUUCUCAGUGUGAAGAUUCCUUUGAUUCUGGAAUUAGCUCGUUUUUCUCUGAAAGUAAACUACAUUAAGCUUGCAUUUGAUUGUAUACUUGAUUUGAAGAGAGCUGGGAUUACUGAGCAAGGGAAACUUAUUGAAAUAGAAUGCCUGGAAUGUGAAUAUGAAGUAAAAAAAAUGGGCACUAAAAUUGUGACUUAUACCAAAGGAGUCAUUGAGGCUCAGCUGAACUUGAUAAAAAAUCUUGAGUUAACCCUAAAACGUGCAGUUCAGUUGGGCGAUCCCGGUGUGAUUCAGGUUGUUUGUACAACCCAGUGGAAUCUGUGCUUGCCACUACUACAGCACGGUUUGCAUCAACGUGUGCGGAAGGCGUUGGUGUCAGUUGCUGGCGUCCUUGAGGAGAUUGACAGCACGUUGAUUUUGUUGCGCUGCCAAGUUCAUAUGGAAAUAGCUCGUAUUGAAGAUGAUGAGGAUAGAAUAGAGGCUGCUGUGGAACAUUUGCAAAAAGCUAUAAAUCUAAACAACAGUGGGCAGUAUCAAGAACAUCUAAGAUUGGCUUUUAACCGUCUUCAUUUAUGCACAAUGCUGUAUAAGUCACCUGAGCGUCUAGAGGAUCGGGCAGUAAUGAUGAUUGAACAGGCUAAAAGAGGAAGGCCUAAGGAUAAUGUGAGGAAAAAGAGGUCCCUUCUGGUAAAUGCAGGUCUUGCACUAGCUCCUGAUUCAUUUCGAAUAGUCCUUGACAGUGAAAAUGAAGCUAAAGUUUUCUCAGGUGAAAGUAGGAGUCAAAGAAGCUACCUCUGUGCAAAAGCACAACAUCAUAUUAAAAGCAUGGAGAAAGUUGAUGAACAUUUGAAGCACUUAAGAUAUGAAAAUGACAGAGAGAGAAUUAUAGUUUGGGCAGAUUUGGCAAAAGUUGCACGUAAACAAGAAGUAUGGGAUGUGUGCCGUGCAGCAUGCAGAUUUUGUCUCUGGUAUGAUGACACUUUGUUUAGGAAGGUAACAAAACCUAAAAAAACACAGAAGAAGAAAGCGAGUACAGUUACAAUGGAUGAUGAUCAAGGUGACAGCUUACUAGGAGAAUUGUUGCUACCUGCUAAAUCCUUCUCUUUUGAAAGAGAUUUACUCAGAAUACUAGCAGAAAUAAGAUUCAUUAAUGCAGAGGCAACGGUUCAUUUAUUAAGAUUGCAGGGAACUGAACUGAAUGAUCAUGCUGUACCUCCACAAGAUACAAGCCAGUAUCGUCCAGGAUAUGUUUCGUGUCUUCCUGAAAGUGAUCAAGAAUGGAAAAC